This is a messenger RNA of Drosophila eugracilis, 1372 nucleotides long. RefSeq names its product aminoacylase-1. Gene Ontology annotation, molecular function: aminoacylase activity. Gene Ontology annotation, biological process: amino acid metabolic process. The record is from RefSeq and is a predicted model, not a curated record. The transcript has 6 exons. Gene Ontology annotation, cellular component: cytoplasm. The coding region runs from base 80 to 1285 and encodes 401 amino acids. Lineage: Eukaryota; Metazoa; Arthropoda; Insecta; Diptera; Drosophilidae.
ACUAGCUAACACAAGUCAGUACGCUGCUAGCUCUCAAACGGAACGGAUAUAUAGUCUAGUAGUUUUCGGAUCCAUUACAAUGGCCACCAGCAAAUGGGAAUCUGAUGAGGAGAUCCAGUACUUCCGAGAGUAUCUGCGCAUUCCCAGUGUUCAUCCCGAUCCGGAUUAUAAACCAUGCGUCGACUUUCUCAGGCGUCAGGCCAAGCAGAUGGACCUCCCUAUGAACAUUUUCUAUCCAGCAAAUGAUAAAAAUCCCGUGGUGAUUCUGACAUGGAAGGGUCUCAAGCCCGAGUUGCCCAGCAUUCUGCUGAACUCCCACAUGGAUGUAGUACCAGUAUUCCCCGAAAACUGGACUCAUCCUCCUUUCGGUGCUGAUAUCGAUGAGGAGGGUCGCAUCUUCGCCCGGGGAACUCAGGAUAUGAAAAGCGUGGGAAUGCAGCAUCUUGCAGCUAUUAGGGCUCUUAAGAAAAGUGGAGCCAAGUUUAAGCGAACUAUUCACAUUUCCUUCGUAGCAGAUGAAGAAAUGGGCGGUCGCCAUGGCAUGCGACCCUUUGUUCCCACUCAGGAUUUCCGCGACCUUAACGUGGGAUUUGCAAUGGAUGAGGGUUUGGCCUCACCCGACGAGCACCUGCCACUUUUCUAUGCAGAGCGGGCAGUUUGGCGUGUCUAUUUCAAUAUCAGUGGAUCGGCAGGGCAUGGCUCCCUUUUGCUGCCCAACACAGCUGGUGAGAAGCUUAACUACAUAGUGGGAAAGAUGAUGGAGUUCCGUAGAAGCCAAGUCCAGAGAUUGGAGAACAAUCCAGACUUGGUCAUUGGCGAUGUGACGACCAUUAAUUUGACCAAAGUUGGAGGCGGAGUUCAGAGCAAUGUGGUGCCUCCUCAGCUGAUGGUGUGCUUCGACUGCCGUUUGGCUCUGGAUUUGAAUAUUGAGGAGUUCGAAGCUAAUCUCCACAAAUGGUGUGAGGAUGUGGGCGGUGGCAUUGAGAUCACCUAUGAGCAAAAGCAACCCAAGGUUCAACCCACUGCCAUCGAUGACAGCAAUCCUUUUUGGGUGGCUUUCAAAAAGGCCACCGAUGAGCUGAAAAUCUCCAUUAAGCCGCAAAUAUUUACUGGAGGAACUGACAGCAGAUACAUCCGGGCAGUGGGCAUUCCAGCCUUGGGCUUCUCACCUAUGGACAACACACCUGUUCUACUCCACGAUCACGAUGAGUUCAUUCAGGCCGACACCUAUCUGAGGGGUAUUCAGAUAUUCCAGAAAAUUAUAAGCAACGUAGCUAGUGUCUAGUUAAUCUGUGUUUGAUCUUUGUUCCAUAUGAUAACGGUUAUAAGAUAAAUAAACUUAAAGAUAUGUCUUCGACAAACAUUUGGCAUC